AUGGCCGCGAACGCUCCUUCGACGUCCUCUGAGCGACGUCCUGGUGGGAUAGAAGAUCAUGAAUCAGCCCCUUAUAUUAUCAAGGCGGAAAUUGGCAAGGGAUCGUUUGCGACUGUCUAUCGUGGAUAUCACAAGCCAUCAUCUCGCCGUGAGGAUAGAAAGGCUGCUCUAGAGGAGCUGUUGAGUUCCCCAGGAGCUUUGAUAGACAGUCGGAUGGCCGUCGCAAUCAAGACGGUGUCGCGUACCAUCCUCACACCAAAGCUCGUCGACAACCUCAAGUCAGAGAUCAACAUUCUCAAACAACUCAAGCACGCACACAUCACCGAGCUCAUCGAAAUCGUCAAGGCGGACCGAUUCAUCUUUCUCAUCAUGGAGGAUUGCACCGGCGGGGACCUCAGCGGCUAUCUGAAGCGUAGAGGGAGAGUGGAUGGGCUUCAAUAUGUGCCUGAGCCUGGCGCAGCCCCGACAUUCUACCAACAUCCAAAGACUGGUGGAUUGGCUGAGGUCGCUGUCCGGUCGUUUCUACGGCAGAUGGCGCGAGCUCUCAGGUUUCUACGACAGCGGAAUCUCAUUCACCGCGAUAUCAAGCCACAAAACUUGCUGCUAAAACCGGCUACAGCUACUGAAUACGAGAAAGGGCACCCACUCGGCAUACCUGUCCUGAAGAUUGCAGACUUUGGGUUUGCGCGACACCUUCCAAAUACCAUGCUGGCAGAGACGCUGUGCGGAUCUCCACUCUACAUGGCGCCAGAGAUUUUGCGUUACGAAAAGCACGACGCAAAAGCCGACUUGUGGUCAGUGGGCGCCGUCUUGUAUGAGAUUAGUGUCGGCAAGCCGCCGUUUAGAGCCCAGAAUCACAUCGAACUCCUCAAACGCAUCGAAAAAGCACGCUCUACUGUUCGUUUCCCGGAUGAAGAGGACCCGAAUGCAAACCCCGUCCCGGCGGAUAUCAAGAAGCUGAUACGAGCCCUGCUAAAGAGUCAUCCAGUCGAACGAGCCACGUUUGACGAAUUCUUUGCGUGCAAGGCAAUGGCAAACUCCAAGUUUCCUGCACCGCGGUCUGCCAACGAGGCGAACCCGAGCUCGCCUGGAUCUCUUCCGGUUGUCACUCCACUUUCCAACGGCAAGCCACUUCCAGCGACUACGAACGUGAUCAUACCGCAUAUUCCGGACAACCAUCGCAUCAUCCCGCCAGAGGUAUUGGAUCCCAAGGCGCUCGUACCCCCCAGCAACUUUCACUUUCGCAAAGCGAUGGGCAACUCGACCAACGAUGGAAGACGGACGGCGCCUAAUUCAGUACCACCCACACCGCUCACCCCGCAUGCACCGUCGCCAGGAGCAAGUCCUGCAGCCCAGCCUUCGCCGCUUCGACAGCCCGUUUCGUUGACCCCCGAACUUUCUACACAAGCAGAGGCAGACGAGGAGAGCUUCCUCAAGGGAGAGUAUGUGGUUAUUGGAGAUACGAAACAUGUCGAAUUUAACCAGCGUGUGGACGAAUUAACUGCGGCACGUCAGCGAGCGGCGCGUAGAGCGUCUGCGACUCCCAGCGACAAGCCUAGUCCCCCCUCCUCGCCCGCUCAGCAAUUGCCCAUCACCUCGUCGCCUCGUCGACUUGGGACCAAUGCGUUACCGGCUGAAGACAAGCUUCAGUUUCCACCAACGCCAGUAGAGCCCGACCGUCCGAAGCCUGCGCGUGCAGGAUUGUCGGUGCUUUCGCGAGCGCUCAACGCUGCGUCCAAGAAGUUGUGGGGAACAAGCGUUACGACGCCAACGUCUCAGCAUAGUCCAACGCUCAUUACUUCACCGGCCACUGGUUACCCUCCCGUACCACACAGCUCCUCCCCAGGAAAGCUGCUCACUGGCUCACCUAAGAAGUCUCCGCCUCUCAUUACGAACGGUGCAGGCCCGAAUAUUUUGGAGCGUGAGGAAAAAUUGCUCGCUGGAUUGGAAAACUUGGCACAAAAGGUAGAGGUGAUUACGAAAUGGGCGGAUGAGCUUUUUGAGCAGGUGAAGCAGAUACCUGAGAAACCGCUUCCGGAUCCUGGAAAGUUCGUGCCACGCGAGGGCGAGUCUCCCCGACAUGCCACGAGGAGACGAAAUGCGGAACUCGAUGCAGAAAUGGCUGUCAUCAAUUGUAUAUCACUUUAUAUGCUCGUCAUGAAUUUCUCUCAAAACGGGAUUAAUCGUCUGCACGACCACAUGGAUGUCGAAGUGGACGGCGAGCCGCCAGAAUUGUCGUCGGGUUUCGCUGACGGAAUAAUCAUGUGGGUUCUAGCCGUUGAAUGGUUCGGCAAUCGUUACGAACGUUGCUCGCAGCGUGCGCAGACGGUCAAGGGUUGGCUACCCGAAGGCGCAACCCACGAGCCCUCGGCAUACAUGGAUCAAGUCUUAUUUGAACGCGCUCUUGCUUUGUCGCGUAAUGCUGCCCGAAAGGAGAUAUUGGAUCAAAAUCCGUGGGAUUGUGAAGUCAUGUAUCAAGACUCUCUAUGGCUGCUUUACACGGUCAGAGACGACUUGGAGGCACCAUCGAAUGGAUACAUGGAGGAAGACCGUUCAACGAUUGAUACUUGGAUUACCCGUACCAAGCUGCGUCACCACCGCUGCAAGGAGCGCGCCGCGAUGCCGGAUCCAGCUCGUCGCAAGGACGCACAAGCUGACCAAAAUCUCGACGACGUUAACCGCUUCCCGCCUCCUUGGGACCUACAACCUCUCCCUAGCCCCUCCCCAUCGCAUCGUUACUAG
Messenger RNA from Serendipita indica DSM 11827, 2742 nucleotides. The record is from the annotation of a GenBank genome assembly. NCBI's taxonomy places the organism in Eukaryota, Fungi, Basidiomycota, Agaricomycetes, Sebacinales, Serendipitaceae.